GGGCCUGUACGUCUACCCCGAUUUGGGUCUGCUGGUCGCUGCUAGGGCGAGCGGACAGCUAGCAAUAGCGAAGCUUCCGACCCACUUGGACGUGCCGAAGCUGCCAUGGCUUCCAGCCAACGGAGUUAAACAGGCGACGGAGGGCGGCAAAGUAGCCUCAGCAUGCGCCACGGCACCGGCGCUGGACUUGCCCUGCGCUCACUUUCGAGCGCACAAGGGCCGCCUGACGGCCGUGGACGCAUGCGGUCUGCGUCUGGCCACGGGCAGCGCGGCCGGCGGUAUCAAGGUGUGGGACGUGCUGGAGCUGCGGAGCCACGCGAUGCAGCAGGGUGUCCAGCUGCCAGACUUGCCGCCACACCUGGCCACGAUAGAUGCCUGGUGGGCUGCGAGCAAGGCUGCCGUCGUAACACGCAACUUCGCAAACGAGUCGCUG
Astrephomene gubernaculifera is the source of this 433-nucleotide messenger RNA. NCBI's taxonomy places the organism in Eukaryota, Viridiplantae, Chlorophyta, Chlorophyceae, Chlamydomonadales, Astrephomenaceae. The record is from the annotation of a GenBank genome assembly.